Exophiala aquamarina CBS 119918 is the source of this 921-nucleotide messenger RNA. Its product is annotated as ribose 5-phosphate isomerase A. The record is from RefSeq and is a predicted model, not a curated record. Gene Ontology annotation, biological process: pentose-phosphate shunt, non-oxidative branch; D-ribose metabolic process. Gene Ontology annotation, cellular component: intracellular membrane-bounded organelle. The transcript has 2 exons. Gene Ontology annotation, molecular function: ribose-5-phosphate isomerase activity. Bases 1 to 921 code for a protein of 306 amino acids. NCBI's taxonomy places the organism in Eukaryota, Fungi, Ascomycota, Eurotiomycetes, Chaetothyriales, Herpotrichiellaceae.
AUGGCUCUCGACAUCGAAGCCGCUAAAAAGGCCGCCGCACAAGAAGCUGUGCGCAACCAUUUCCCCGAGAACCCGCGGUUCGUAGGGAUCGGAUCGGGCACGACGAUCGUGUACGUGGUCGACGCGAUCAAAGAGCUGGGCAAAGACGUGUCACGCGUGGGCUUCGUGCCUACCGGCUACCAGUCGAAGCAGCUAAUCAUCAAGGCCGGACUGGUCCCCAUCGAGUUCGACGCCUUGCCCGACAACGCCAUGAUCGACGUCGCAUUCGACGGCGCCGACGAGGUCGAUGAGGAUUUAAAUUGCAUCAAGGGCGGUGGGGCGUGUCUGUAUCAGGAGAAGUUGGUCGCCAUGCGCGCCAAGCAGUUUAUUUGUGUCGCAGAUCACCGCAAGCUCCAACACCGACUGCUCACCAAGUGGCCUACCAUUCCCAUCGAAGUCGAGCCCAAAGCUGCACGACAAGUCAUGAAGAGACUCCGCAUGCUGGGGAGUCGAAGUCCAAUGGGCGAAGGCCCCCACAUCAGAGAAGGCCACAUGGCCAAGGCAGGGCCCAUCAAGACCGACCAGGACUUCUUCAUCAUCGACGCCCCGUUCCCCCAUCCCUUACUGAUCGCCGAAGACGUCGCCAAUGGUGAGCUCGGGGACGGCGAAGAAGGGAAAUGGGAGGUAGAGAAGCUUGCCAGAGCCAUCAAAGAUAUCAACGGCGUCCUGGGUGUCGGUCUGUUCUGUGGUCCCACGGGCCCCGAAGCCAAUGCGGCAGGCGUCGUAGGUGGUCAACGGCCCGUCGCUUGCUAUUUCGGCAUGUCUGACGGCUCAGUCACCUUGCGGAGAGCUCGGGAGAAGCGACAUUCCGUAGUCGCAAGAUAUCCGCCUCUGAGACCAGUGAUUAGCAUCGAAGCAGAUUGUGCUGCCGCAGACUCAUGA